This is a messenger RNA of Henningerozyma blattae CBS 6284, 741 nucleotides long. RefSeq names its product NADHX epimerase (gene NNR1). Gene Ontology annotation, molecular function: NAD(P)HX epimerase activity. The transcript has a single exon. Lineage: Eukaryota; Fungi; Ascomycota; Saccharomycetes; Saccharomycetales; Saccharomycetaceae. Bases 1 to 741 code for a protein of 246 amino acids. The record is from RefSeq and is a predicted model, not a curated record. Gene Ontology annotation, cellular component: mitochondrion.
AUGAACAAUUUUAAGGUAGUGAGUGCUAAAUUAGCGGCAGAAUUGGAUAAAGAAUUAAUGGGACCCAAAGUGGGUUAUACAUUACAGCAAUUAAUGGAACUAGCAGGACUGAGUGUCGCACAAGCAGUACAACAUUCGUUUCCACCUACUGCUACAAAUUCUAACAAACAUAUCUUAGUUCUUGCUGGUCCAGGUAAUAAUGGUGGCGAUGGGCUUGUAUGUGCACGCCAUUUGAAAUUAUUUGGAUAUAACCCAGUUGUCUAUUACCCAAAACGUAACGGUAGAGUUGAGUUUUAUAGUCAAUUGGUCCAUCAAUUAGAAUUCGUCCAUGUUCCACUUUUAGACGAUUCUGAUUGGUUAACUUAUUUACAACCUGAUCGCACCCUAUGCAUUGUUGAUGCUUUAUUCGGAUUUAGUUUCAAACCACCAUUACGUGAACCUUUCACUACUAUAAUGGCAGAAGUGGCGCGUGUGCAACAAAAUCUCCCAGUAGUCAGUGUUGAUGUACCUAGUGGAUGGGAUGUUGAUCAAGGACCUCCAUUAGAAGAGACUCCAGCAAGCCCAGUAUUAAACCCAAAGGUCUUGGUAUCUUUAACUGUACCCAAACCAUGCAGUUCGUUAUUGAAACCAAAUACAAUUCAUUAUAUUGGAGGACGUUUUGUACCUCGCGAUUUUGCCAACAAAUAUGGGUUCGAACCAUUUGAUUACCAAGGUGGUGAUCAAGUUCUACGUCUACAAUGA